Messenger RNA from Porites lobata, 4646 nucleotides. NCBI's taxonomy places the organism in Eukaryota, Metazoa, Cnidaria, Anthozoa, Scleractinia, Poritidae. The record is from the annotation of a GenBank genome assembly.
AUGGCGCAAAGUAAGAGCUUUUUCGAUGAUGUCAAGAAAGAAUUAGAAUGUCCUGUUUGUCAGGAGCAUUUUAGUCAAAUCAAUGAACCAAAAAUACUGAAAUGUCUCCACACGUUCUGCAAGACUUGCCUGGAAGGUUGGAUACGGCAGCACCGUGAAGGGCAGUUGAGUUGUCCGACAUGUCGUCAAAUCACCGAAUGUCCUAACAGCAACAUUAACAGCCUCCGAUCCAACCUUUUUUACAAGCAGAUGUUGGAAAUAGUGGAGGCUUACAGUGGCCAAGGGGAAGAAGAUUCGCCUCAAUGUGGAUUGUGCGGCGAAAAGAAACCUUUGAAAUUUUAUUGUUUUGAAUGCAACAGCUUUUUGUGCAAUGACUGCGUGGGCGUCCAUAAGAAAGGAAAAAUUUUCAGUGGCCAUCAUGUGAAAGAUAUUGGUAAUUUUGAGUCCAGCGAUAUGAAUGACUACGCUCGCAGGUCAAACUAUUGCAAAACGCAUAUAAAGGAGAUUCGGUUUUACUGCGAACGGUGCCAAAGUUGCAUUUGCAUUGAAUGCGCCAUAUUGGAGCAUCAGGAUCACAACAAGAUCUCGCUUGACCAGGGACUUGAAAACAUUAAGUCUGAAAUUGAUAUCAGAGUUCAUGUAGCUCAAGGAAACGGGUCUCGUUUGAGAAGUUACAAAGUCUCUCUAGAGAAAAGAAAAAUGAAGGUAAAUGGCAGUAUCGAAGAAGCGACAAAAGAAGUGAAGCGAGUAGCUGAACUCUGUAUAUUAUCAAUUCGCCAGCACGAAGCAAGGGUGACCGAACAAUUAAUCAAACAGAAACAAGCCUUUACAAAUGCAUUUGACAAUCAAAUGACUAUGUUAGACGACAAACUAAUGGAAAUAGACAGCACCUUAGCCUUUUCAGAGGAGAUUCUUCUUCGAAAUAACUUACCGGAAAUUUUAAACGUCAAAGCAGUACUCGAAGAUAAGCUUAGAGAAGUCUCUGUUUCCUUGGAACCUUUGGAAGCUUUUCCGAAGCUGGGUUACUCAGAGGUCAAGUACAUGCAAAAUGAUGUCUUUCUAAAAGACGCACCGGGAAAGUUAGUCACAAGCGACACUGAGCCUUUAUUAUCAGUUGCAGAAGGCAAGAAUCUCACAAAGGGAGUAGUUGGCACGGAUGGCAGUUUUACCGUUACUACAAAGAAUGCACAAGGCCAAACAAGUUACAGCACGAUAGAUGAAGUCAUUACAAAGAUUAAUUCAUUGUCGGGGCACGAGACACUGCGGACGGUUGUGACAGACUUAAAAGACGGCCGUUAUUCAGUUUCUUACAAACCAAAAACUCCUGGAAAGUUUACUGUGUCAGUCGAAGUACUAGGAAACCCGAUCAUGGGCAGUCCAUUUACUUUAGAAGUGAAAAAUCAACCAGAUAUCAGCGAGCAAGGUAACGUUCUUUUCUUCAAAAUCAAGGUUAUUCCAUUAAUCGACAUUAAGAAGUGGGAAAAGCAAUUUAACUUGUUUUGUUACAAAGGAAGGACGAGAAUCUUUACUUCUUCAGACAUAAACCCAGCGAUGACAUUUAUUUAAAGCACUUUACAUUUCAUCUAUAUUUAAUUCAUUUAUCAGACUCGCUGCUGUUAAACUAAAUGUGCGAAUUCUCAUGUCGUUUAGCAAGAACCUUUUCAAAAAUUCGGCUAGAUAAACAUUAUGUAUAAGGUUGUGCCCAACUUGGCUUGUCAAAAGGACUAUUAAUGUUAUCUUUCAUUUUCGUCUUCUUUUGUUUCUAGCAGACUUUGAGCUUGAGCCUAGGUUUCACGAAGUUAUUGUGAGAGCGCACAAGAAAGAACUAGAAGACAUCGAGAUUAAGUACCACGUUGAAAUACCCAGAAAACUGGAUGGAACAAGACUCCGACUAAAGUCUAAAGAUUCUUGUACCACCGAGGAUUACGAAGAAGCCUGCUGCCAAUUUAUCUCUCUGUUCCAAAACACGGUCCCACAAAUAAAAAUGCAGCGCUUUUCGCUCAAAACUGAGACAGAUAUAGUAAGUGCACGUCGGACAAUAAGUAAAAUGAGUAAACAUUUCCCAGUAUCAGUAGAAAUUGACAAGAAUCAGAAACAGCCGUGGUGCCUUUACGGAGAGGCAAACAAUAUUGAAGAGGCUCUCAGAUUCCUUGAGGAGGAAGGAGUUGAAAUAAACAGGGAAAGAGAAGACGAAAAAGGACGACACAAAAAAGCAAAAGACGUCGAAGAUCGUAUGGAAGUCGCCCCACCUGAGACCUCUAGACGGGGUAUAGAACAUAAAUAGUUUAAUAUUUCUGUGAUUAUUUUCCUGUCUGUAAACAAAUCGGAAAUUACCUCUUUCUUAUUUUUUUUCCCUCUAUUCGUUUCAAUGUAUAGAAGCUAAAUAUGGAGGAAAAUCUGUACUUAUAUUUUAUUGAACUUUUAAAUGGGUGCCAGCCUGUGUCAGAUGGUUAGAUCGUUAUAGCUUGUUUGUCGGGACGAGCAUUGUCUCUCAUUGGUACCGCCCUUAUUUUGCUUGCUUUCUUUCCUUUGGCCAAGAGUCUUCACUGAUUUUGUUGGUCAGUUUGAUGAAUAAUACAAGGUGGUGGGCGGAGGGGGAAGGGGAAACCUUACAAAGGUUUAUACUGCAAUGCAAACCUCUUCUUUUUUAUGACAAACAACAGAGAAUGGUACCCCCUUCAUAAUUCUAGAAGCGUUUCCGGUUGAUAGCUGAGCUACAAAUCGACAAAAUCAACAGAGAAAAAUUCAACACAUUUCUAUUUAUUAUUGACAAAAAAUUUAUAUACAAAUGAAAAGGUAGACGAGAGCAAAAAACUUGAGCCUUUACAAAAAGGUACAAAGAUUAAAGUAAACAGUGCAAAGCUACUUUGAAACUCUAGAAUCGGAUGGCCAUUUAUGUUUUAUCCAAUUCAUGAUUAUAGAUAAACAUUACGCAUCCAAGUGACUCAUUGUUCCUAUCCGGCUUAGCAGUUUUUUCGCUUCAGAAGUGAAAUUCAUAUUUAAUUGUGGUCUUAACUUUUAUUUUUCACAGAGGUCUGUCCUAUUUGUCUUCAUCAAAAAUCAAAGCCACGAAGUCUGAAGUGCAAGCACAGUUUUUGUUCAGAAUGCAUUCAAGUUGCUUUAAAAGCGUGUAACAGGUGCCCGGUAUGUCAACAGCCUCAAGGUAUCAUUCAAGGGAACCAGCCUCGUGGACAGAUGACAUUUCAUACUGAUCGUUACAGUGUUCCAGGCUAUGAAGGUAAAAUUCCAAACCGAGAAAACCAACUCUACGCACUUCUAUCGCUAUUACUACAUUUCUGUUCGGCGUGUACUUAAAAACAACAACAACAAGAAGAAGACCGCAUCUAAAGUUGCUAAAAUUGGCUCUGGACUUGGCAAAUGUAUGUCCUCGUGUAUUUAAUUAUAAUAUACGUGAUAUGCAUUGCCAAUGUAGGUACUGUUUCAAAUGUACCACAGGUGACCACAUAUGCUUCAGUUCUGCUGCUUAUUCUCAUUCGGUGUCAAUUUAUAUUCUAAUGUUGCCGUUAUAUGAAACUUUUGUAGGCUACGGCACAAUCGUCAUCAAUUAUCAGUUUCCUUCGGGAUUACAAGGUCCAGAACAUCCAAAUCCUGGUCGGUAUUAUGACGGCACUUCACGCACUGCUUAUCUUCCAGACAAUCGUGAAGGACGAGAGGUGCUUCAGCUUCUGAGGAGAGCGUUUGAUGCUCGAGUGGCGUUUACAAUCGGUACCUCAAAUACAACAGGGCUUUCAAAUCAAGUGAUAUGGAAUGAUAUUCAUCACAAGACCAAUAUAUCUGGGGGUCCUCGCGGGUAAGGAGACAAUCUGGAUAAGCAAUAUAUAGUAGUCCAUAGAUCGCCCAAUUUCAGGGAAUCCUGAUUCCGGAAUCCGGGAAAAUUUUGCUCAUGGAAUCCGGAAAUCUGGGUUUUGGAAUCCGGAAUACAGCUCAAGGAAUCCGGAAUCCCACUAACGAUUGGAUAUCCAGAAUCCAAUUCUACUGACAAAUACUGGAAUACAGUACCUGGAAUCCGGAAUCCUCAGAGGGGAAUCCGCAAUCCAAGACUGUCAUGGAUAUUACAAGGGCGACAUACAUGCUUUCCUGGUACGUCUCGUACUAGUCCCUCGUGGGCCAAUUUAGCCUCACGUCAAGCAGACUUGCAGACUUACACUAUAUACUACGAGUAUACUACUGCAAGGUUCUGUAACGCAAUAAAUGAAGUAAAGGUUUUGCAAAAUAAAUAUCGCGACUAUAGAAUCGAACCGUAAUUAAGGGAGUCUGUCUUUGAGGUUUACUACUGUGAUAAUAAUUAUAAUAAUACAGUUGUUUAUUUGUUUUGCAUUUACCUAGUGUCCAGUAUCCUUGUAUCCUUUUAUCUAUCUAUUCAUCCAUCCAUCCAUCACUCCCGCUCUCCUUCCUUUGAUUUAUCCGUCCAUCCAACCAUGGUUUGUACUGUCCUACUAUCUACCCGUUUCAUGUAACCUUUAUGGUCUAAUACUUUAUUACUAACAGAAAUUGCCUUAGCUUUAAGCAGUCCUCCUUAGUCCUCCAAGUUAACGUGAUUUUGUCUUUGUUUAAGGUUUGGCUAUCCCGAUCCAGACUAUUUUCAGAGGGUUAAAGAAGAAUUGGCUGCUAAAGGAAUCCAAUGA